AUGCUGCCAGGGGAUCAUGGUGAUAAAUUUAUAAUUCAUUGGCUUGAUGAGUCAAGAGCGCAUAGAAUUGUUUGGCUAUUAGAGAUCUUGGAUUUAGAUUACGAAUUGAAGAUUCAUUUAAGAAAUCCAGAAACCUUUAGAGCACCUCCAGAGUUGCUUUUAAUCCAUCCGUUGGGAAAAGCACCCGUAUUGGAAAUAAUUCCAGGAAAUGGUGGUAAGAAGCUCAUUUUGGCAGAGAGUGGUCAUAUAAUUCAAUACCUCAUUAGGAACUACGAUCCAUAUAAGAUUUUAACACCGGAUAGCGAAGAGCAGCAGAUGCAAGUCGAUUACUAUCUUCAUUUUUCAGAAGGCACAAUGCAGCAUAUCAAUGUAUCACUACUUAUAAAUUCAAUGGCUAAGAAAAUUGCUCCGUUAGGUACGAGAACAUUAGCAGGAAUGGUUACUAGGGGUUUAAACCUUGGAUACUAUAUUCACGAGUUCCUAAUGAAUAUGAAUUUCUUAGAGAGCCAAUUAGACAAGGAAGGAACUGGAUUCUUUGUAGGAAAUAGACUCUCAGGGGCAGACAUAAUACUAAGUUUCCCUGUGUGGGAAAAUGUCUUCAAUAAUCCUGAUAUACAUAAGAUAACAGGUAUCAAAAAAGACUUCAAUCAGAUGUGGCCACAUCUUGCAGCUUGGUGUGGGAAUGUUGAAAAUCAUCCUACCUACAUAAAAGUAAACGAGAUUGUGGAAGAGCAAAUGGAAGAAUACUUCACACAAGAGAAUGGGAAGCGUUAG
Priceomyces carsonii is the source of this 774-nucleotide messenger RNA. Its product is annotated as glutathione S-transferase. NCBI's taxonomy places the organism in Eukaryota, Fungi, Ascomycota, Pichiomycetes, Serinales, Debaryomycetaceae. The coding region runs from base 1 to 774 and encodes 257 amino acids. The record is from RefSeq and is a predicted model, not a curated record. The transcript has 2 exons.